Messenger RNA from Chaetomium globosum CBS 148.51, 1272 nucleotides. RefSeq lists its product as uncharacterized. The transcript is spliced from 3 exons. Bases 1 to 1272 code for a protein of 423 amino acids. Lineage: Eukaryota; Fungi; Ascomycota; Sordariomycetes; Sordariales; Chaetomiaceae. The record is from RefSeq and is a predicted model, not a curated record.
AUGCCAAGCGUGCAGGACUGGGAAGAUCAGUUCGGGGUUCGAGGUGCAAUAUCGCGACGCGCCAGAGGCAUGCUUCAUACACAGCGGAAGCAAGUCCCAUCCGCCCAGAUAGUGAAGCCAGUACCUCUUCCGACGACGCCCUCACUAAGUGACUUAGUCCUGACCAUCAUUGACAACUACGUGCCCGAGGCCGAUACCUUCCCACCCGAGAGCAGCGUCGAACCAUCUCCCAGGAUCUGCGGAUCGUGGGUAGAGAUACUUCCAGACAUUAUUGGCAGCGGCAGGGACGAGGCUCUAGCCUCAGCCAUAAGAGCCUUUGCAAUAUCCAUCUUGAGCAGAGGCCCAAAGCGGAGUUUCGCAAUAUCGGAGGGCCUCGAAGCAUACAACCAUGCCCUCAUUUCGGUCAAUCAUGCGCUCCGGUCUCCGUACAGCGAUUUCCCGGUUGCGAUUGCGGCGGCCGUAAUGUGCUUGCUCCUAGCGGAGUUCUUUCACGCGACCUCCCUAGGGAGUUGGGCCGCUCAUCUCCAGGGUCUCGCCGACCUGAUGCAGCUAUCCCGGCCCGAGUUUUAUGGAUCUGGAAUUCCCCACAGACUCUUUGUGGGGGCAAGGCCAGUGUUGAUGGUGCUAGCGUUCUCCUCAAAAAAGUCGUCAUUCCUUGCAAGAGAGGACUGGAAAUCCAUACCGUUUCGAGAAACGCCCCCUUCUCCAGUACAGUCGCUGAUGAGCGAGGCAGCCGCCAUACCAUCGAUCCUCGAACGAAUAGAUGCAGAGGGCGACGGUGCUGCCGAGGAAACAUUACCGGCCUUCGAGGCUGCUCUGGACCGAUUGGACGCCUGGGCCGAUGGUUUCUGCUCUUCGGCACCGGAAUCUUCCCCUAUGUUCUGGAUCCGGCCAUCAGAGGAUGCUGAAAGAUCGAGCAUAUGGUUCCGAAACAUCACCGUGGCGAAUGCCUUGACGCACUUCUGGGCCUUUAAGGUUAUUUGCCUGAGGAACAUUGACGAGCUUCGAACUUCCCGCGCCCACCCCAACUCUAACCAAGGAACCGAGAUGGCAUACUUCGAGGAAGUUAAGCGACUGUCAGUCAUGAUUUGCCAAAGCAUCGAGUAUUUGAUGCAGGACCGGAUGAAGCUAUUUGGUCCACAAUCCGUGCCAAUGCCCCUCCACACAGCGCACGAGGCCUUCGAAGCAGGGGUGGAUCGGAGCAGGGACGAACUGAGUUGGUGUAGGGAAAUUUUGAAAGACCUCAAAAACCGCGGCUAUGCGUUCAUGUAG